This is a messenger RNA of Hippoglossus stenolepis (Pacific halibut), 7946 nucleotides long. RefSeq names its product DNA (cytosine-5)-methyltransferase 3A. Gene Ontology annotation, biological process: negative regulation of DNA-templated transcription. Bases 777 to 3176 code for a protein of 799 amino acids. Gene Ontology annotation, molecular function: methyltransferase activity. NCBI's taxonomy places the organism in Eukaryota, Metazoa, Chordata, Actinopteri, Pleuronectiformes, Pleuronectidae. The record is from RefSeq and is a predicted model, not a curated record. The transcript is spliced from 21 exons. Gene Ontology annotation, cellular component: cytoplasm; nucleus.
GAUGCACAUGUUUCUGCACAUAUGUGUUACUUCCAUGUGUCACGCUGAUAUUGGAGAUAGCAUUUUGGAUAAUAAUUAACUCAGUUACUCAACCUACUCAUCUAUAAAUGGACAAUCAUGCAUUAUUUUUACUAUUUUUGGUGCACUAUUGUUUUAUUGUUUGCUACUUCCUGUUCCCUGACCGGCCUCCUCCUGGGUGUAAUCACAUUUUUCAUCCAACUUAAAAACCUAAGAAUCCCUUCAGGUUAGAGUUCAGCCGCACAGUUUAAGUCGGGUACUUUCCACGCCAUCUGUCACUCAAGGUCCAGGCUGGACGUUGAGAUAAGAGGAAGUGCAGGUCAGCGAGGAGGCGUUUGAAACGGUGAAAGACAAAAGAGACCAACAGUGAAAAACCCGCAGGAGUUGGUUUCUGUGUUUGAGUUAAUGCUAAUGUUAGGUCGUCAGAGCCUAAAUGUCGUCCAGUUUCAUGCACGGUGCCUUAAAAUCCCCUCCAUUCGACAUUAAAGCUGCAUUAAGUCAUAUUUUUGUUAGUGACACUAAAUCAAAAAAGUAAGAAAUGUGAAAUAACAGCCUCAAAGAUUCACCUGCUCUCAGAGGAGGAAGUGUUCAACCGGCUCACACAAGCUGUUUGUACACUUCCUGUUUAUCGCUAGAUGCCGGAGAGGCUGAAGUGGCCGAAGAGCGUCGAACAUGUAGCAGUCAAAAGACAUCCAGACGUAUUUUCUCAAGAGUCUGUGGACUGAAUUGAACUUUACAUUCGACAUGUGGCCAAAAAGAUGACUGCGAGUCCAGAUUCCUCUGUUUCUGCUGAAUGUGAGAUGGCGACCUCUGACCCUUGUGCAAAUGCCCCCCCAACCCCGCCUGAGGAGCCGGAGGCCUCCCCCGCCCCUCGCAAGAAGCGUGGGCGUCGGAAACUAGAGCGAACCAAGAGGAAUAAGGACGAGCCAGACGACAGAAGCUGCGUCUCCCCCAAAGAGUGUGUGCAGGGUGAGACCGGGAGGCUGCGGAGGAGGCCAGUCCCCCGGGUGACUUUCCAGGCCGGCGACCCGUACUACAUCAGCAGGAGACAGAGAGACGAGUGGCUCAGCCGCUGGAAGAUAGAGGCGGAGCGGCGGGCGUACAGAGAGGCAGAGAUGAGCAUGAUGGACGAACUGACAGAGGCCGACUUUCGGAAAGAGGAGGAACCGGCCAGCCCAGCGCCUCCGCCUUCACAACAGCACACGGACCCCGCGUCCCCCACAGUCGCCGUGACGCCGGAGCCGGUCGCCAGGGGAGACCAGGCCACACCCAAUGAGGUAGAGUACCAGGAUGGCCGGGGCUUUGGCAUCGGCACGCUGGUGUUCGGGAAGCUGCGAGGUUUCUCAUGGUGGCCCGGCAGGAUCGUCUCCUGGUGGAUGAGCGGCCGGAGUCGAGCCGCCGACGGCACCCGCUGGGUCAUGUGGUUCGGCGACGGCAAAUUCUCUGUGGUUUGUGUGGAGAAGCUGAUGCUGCUGAGCUCGUUCUCAUCUGCCUUCCACCAGCCCACCUACAACAAACAGUCCAUGUACAGGAAAGCCAUCUUCGAGGCUCUGCAGGUGGCCAGUGUGCGGGCGGGGAGGCCAGUCCCUUCCUGUGAUGCGAGCGAUGAUGCCGACGGCGUGGACAUUCAGACCAGACAGAUGAUAGAGUGGGCAAUGACCGGCUUCCUGCCCAAAGGUCCACAGUCACUGGAACCUCCAGAAGAGGAGCAGAAUCCAUACAAAGAGGUGUACCCGGAGAUGUGGGCGGAGCCUGAGGCAGCGUACACGCCUCCGCCUGCGAAGAAACCGCGCAAGAACCUCGCCGAGAAAGCAAAGAUCCGAGAAGUGAUCGACGAGGGGACCAGAGAGAGACUCAUAUGCGAGAUCAAAAAGAAAACCAGGAAUAUAGAAGAUAUCUGUAUUUCCUGCGGGAGCCUCAACGUCUCCCUGGAGCAUCCUCUCUUUUCAGGAGCCAUGUGUCAGGGUUGCAAAAACUCCUUCCUGGAGUGUGCCUACCAGUACGAUGACGACGGCUACCAGUCCUACUGCACCAUCUGCUGUGGAGGCAGGGAAGUGCUCAUGUGUGGCAACAACAACUGCUGUAGGUGUUUCUGUGUGGAGUGUGUGGAUCUGCUGGUCGGAGCCGGCUCAGCAGCGAUAGCCAUCAAAGAAGACCCCUGGAACUGUUACAUGUGUGGCCCCCGCAACACCCACGGGUUACUGCGGCGACGGGACGACUGGCCCUGCAGACUCCAGCACUUCUUCGCCAACAACCACGAACAGGACUUCGAGCCAGCCAAGUUGUAUCCUCCAGUGGCGGCAGAGAAGAGACAGCCAAUCAGAGUCCUCUCUCUGUUUGACGGCAUUGCCACAGGUCUGCUGGUGCUGAGGGAUUUGGGCAUCCAGAUCGACAAGUACGUGGCGUCUGAGGUGUGUGAAGACUCCAUUACUGUCGGCCUGGUACGACACCACGGACGCAUCAUGUACGUGGGAGACAUUCGCAACGUAACCCGCAAACAUAUUGACGAGUGGGGACCUUUUGAUCUGGUGAUAGGAGGAAGCCCCUGUAACGACCUCUCCAUAGUCAACCCUGCACGCAAAGGCCUUUACGAGGGAACUGGCCGGUUGUUUUUUGAGUUUUACCGACUGCUGCACGAGGCGCGACCGAAGCCCGGCGACGAGCGGCCGUUCUUCUGGCUGUUUGAGAACGUGGUCGCGAUGGGAGUCAGCGACAAACGGGACAUCUCUCGCUUUUUAGAGUCUAAUCCAAUAAUGAUCGACGCCAAGGAAGUCUCGGCCGCGCACCGCGCUCGCUAUUUCUGGGGCAACCUGCCAGGCAUGUCCAGACCCCUGGCAGCCAUGGUGAAUGACAGGCUGGACCUACAGGAGUGCCUCGAGCAUGGGCGCCAUGCCAAGUUUGAGAAGUUGCGUACGAUAACGACACGCUCCAACUCUGUGAAGCAGGGGAAAGACGAGCAUUUCCCCGUCUACAUGGACAACAAGGAGGACAUCCUCUGGUGCACGGAGAUGGAGAGGGUGUUCGGUUUCCCCGUCCACUACACCGACGUGUCCAACAUGAGUCGUCUGGCCAGGCAAAGGCUGCUGGGACGUUCCUGGAGCGUCCCCGUCAUCAGGCACCUCUUCGCCCCACUCAAGGAGUUCUUCGCCUGCAACUAGUUACACACCAACUCUCUCUCUCUCUUUCUGUCAUGCACACACACACACACAUGCGUACACACAUAAACAUCAUGUAAUGACAAACACACAACUACAACUACACACUGUAUACAGAUUGUACAUGAAGGUUGGCUGACACAGGAUGACCAGACACACACACACUAACACACACACAGACACACACAGACACACACACACACACACACCUGUAGGCCACUGGCUGACCUUAGUCCCCUGGUGCUACCUUCCAUUGAUUUACACCAAUGACUGAUAAUAAAGAUGGACGCCGCGUCUCCACUUCCUCCUACUUAACAAACAUUUAUCCAAAAUAUGCCGAAUAUGUGCUGGUGCUGCCAUCUUGAGCUUUUUGUGUCAUUUUGAGCCGGAUGGGGGGGUGGAGCUGCCAUAUCAAGACGUUUUGGUUUCCCCUUUGAGAGCUGUGGGGUUUUCCAUCUUUAUAAACAGUCAUUGAUUUACACAAACUGGUGCAGGGUCUCUGUACUGUAAAUCUUCACACACGAACUUCCUGUCCAACCUUGAAAUUGAUGUCUUCUGGCUUUACUCUGUGGUGGCAGCUGGAGUUCAAACCUCCAGGGGGCGCUAAAGCUAACACAAGACGCCCUGACUUUUCUUUUGUUUUUAAAUACAGUAACGCUCUGAACACAUCAACACACCAAUGAUUUUCCUCUGAACCAUAACUGUAUUCAUGUGUAGUGACAGUGCUGCUGGUAUAUUACAGUGCAACAAACACAAAUAUAUACAAAAACAAACAAACACACACACACGCACACGCACACUCCAGUUAAUGCUCAUGGUGCUGGUCAGGCAGUGAUAAGAGUCCUAAUGGUGCCACUUUAAUACAACACUUUUACAGUCCUUGGUGCUUUUAGACACUGAACAGUCUCUGGUUGUUUCAGUCGCUGCAGUUUUGUUUCCCAACCCGAGUCAAACUAAACGAUUAUUCGCAGGUAGAUGCAACGCCAGGUGAUCGUGAGGCUUCAGGAUACAUUGAUUUGUCAGAUCUGGUGUGAAAGAACUGGCAGGACAGUUUCCCAAAGAGAUUAGGACUCAAUCAGACUCUUCUUCUUGGAGGAAACGCUGCUCUGGAAGUAAAAACCUCAGGGAUCGAGGUAAACGACGGGUUUUUCUGGUAAAGUAGCUUCGAAAAAAAUGUUUAAACCUGAGGAAGACGAAUUCCAGCUGAAAUGUGGUCAGUGAUACCGGCAAAGUUUAUUUGUAUAUAAACAUUUAAACAACGAGACAAUGCAAAGUGAUUUACAUUCAAAUAUAACAACAAGAAAAUACCUAAAUAAACUAGAAGGUCCGAAUGCUAACGCCCUAGCUCACCUCACCAAUCUGCAUCCUAUCGAUCCAAUUCGUUUUCAUACUCAAAUAUACACGAGGCAUAUUCUUCAUAUCGUCAUGAAAACACUUUUAAAGUAACGUCAGAGGUGAGAUUGAAGUAGGAAAGUCUCUGACGUGUUGGAAUAUUGUGAACUUAAUGAAGACAAAGUAUUAAAUCAGCUUUUAUUCUCAGUACCAUUCACAGCUGCAGGUCUCUUAUUGGUCAGGAUCAGCUUUUAUUAGGUUUUCACACUACUAUUGAAUAUGGGGAUAUUUAGGCAGUGGUUGUAUAUUAAGUUGAGUUAAUUGCUGUGAAAUACUGUAGCAUUUUAACGAUGGGUAUUUUACCUUGUGUUUAUUUUAUGCUGUACACGUGCUGUUGGGUUGCAUUUCUUUACUGUUGCUCCAACGACUGUGAUGUUCAUCUUAAUGCUGCAAAUUUGGAAUAAUACUGUUUGUGAACGUAGCAGAGGUUUCUCACAUUAGGUCUCACAGCUUGGAGAGUUUGGAGUUUUUUAUCGUCUGCAUUCAUUUAGUCGCAGUGAACGUCCCUGGAGACGUCACCAGGUGGUGGUCGAUGAUAAGGAAAACUUACUGGGAUCAUUUCAUUAGGCUGGGAGUGACUACCCUGCAUCUCAACCCAAAACCCAGCUACUGUGAAGUGUAAAUAUCAGGUCAUUAGUUCUGUAGCAGCUUGUUUUUACCCAUCAGGAGCACGGCUUGAAUUUUGUCUGCCACAUUCUGCAGAUUAUUUAUUCAUCUUAUCUUUGUGACCUUGACUUUACUCUAUUUAAAGUCUGCUUUCUAGAUUUUCUUUCUAGAAAUUGCUUUUUAUUUUAGUGGUUUUUGAAUUUUGAAAUCUUUUACCUGCAGUAGUCAAACAAUGGCCCUUCAACAAAAACCUAAUUGUGGUUAAAAAUGUGAACAUCUAAAAAAUAAAACGACAAUUAGUAUCUUGGUUGUUUUAGCUUGUUGUCAGACACAAAAACAAUGAAAUCAAAUAUUUAAAAAACAGAUUUAUAUCUCUGUAUUUCUGGCCAUGCUUAUAACACUAUUGAACAAAGUUUCUGGAUUUUAAAAUCAAAACUAUUAGACGUGUUUUGCAAUCAAAAAUAUUUUAAUCUUUGGCUCUGUCAAUAAGGUUUAACUCAUCCUCUGAGAUUAUUCUUGAAGAGCAGCUUUCAAACUAAAUUCCAGUUUGCAAAGUGUAGGUCCUGAACACUUCCAGGUAUUUAUCUCCUGCACCUCAGCUCCAGUGUUGUCGUCCUGCGCGACUUGAAGUUAAAACCUCGACUUUGCUUCGUAGGGAUCAAAACUCUGCAGCGACGUCCAGUGAAACCAGAGACGGACCUUUACUUUGUAGACUCUCUGCUGGUUUUCUACUUCCUGUGACUGAAACAGACAGCCCUGAAUAAAUAACAGAUACUUCCUCACACAACACAGAUGCAACUGUUCAACCUCUUUUAUGCCCAAUGCAUGCUGGGAGGAUCUCAGCCCCUUCGUGACCUUGAACGGGCAUAGGCAGGUAAACAAUAAGGAGAUGAUACACACCUUAACGCCAUGUGUACGCGUCACUGCACACAGUUGUGUGUUUUAUUCAGACAGGGCUGUCAUCACUUUCAGUCUGGUGCUUCUGGUCCUCAGACGACCAACAAUCCUUUUCUCCCAGGAAGCCUUCUGAUCCUCUGACCUUCCUCAGAUACCAGCUAACGACUGGACACACACACACACACACACAGACACAGACACACAAAUACACAGUAACACAAAACAACAAUAAACCAGCAGGUUCAAAAUGUUUUCCCGACAAGUUUACUCUCCGCUUUUACAACCAACAGUCUGGUGCUUUUUAAACUUUGCUCUUUUUUACAGUGCUCUUGCAGGUCUCUCAUACACACACACACACACACACACACACACACACACACAAACAAACACACACUCACACACAAACACACACACAUUUUGCUACAAAUAUGGUGCAGACAUUCACGCUUUUCCUUUCUCUGCAACACACGCCACCAACACACACACACACAUACAAGCAUACACACUGUGGAUUUGCCGGCUGCCUGUUGCCAUCAGGCUUCCCACGGCACCACCGGGUGUGACAUCACCACCCCGCGUCGCUUGGUGCUCACAACCCCUACCCGGUCCCCCCCCCCGCCCCCCCACACUGAAAUCCCUCCCCCUCCCCUCCCACCUCACCCCCCCAGGUGCUGCAUGUCAGUCAGUCAGUGUAAUCUCUGAUUUCAUGUUAGAUUAGGGAGUAAAGAUAAUAAAAAUAAUGGUAAUAAUAUUACAAUAAUAAUCUGUUAUCGUGUGUGUGUACUGUUCCAGGUUGGUGCUCAGUUCAGUUCAGUCUCAGCCUGUAGAGCGGAGAGAGGGAGGCUCGAGAAAGCAUAUAUUACAGUUAGUAUAGUGACUUGUUCUAUUGUAUCCAAGGAGGCAAUGAAGAAAUGGUUGUUUUAAGCGAUGAGCCAAAGGACAGUCGCUCUCAAACAGGAGAUGAGCUGAAGUGAUGUCGGAUUCCCUGGAAAAUUGGUGAAAAGGUCAAAAAAUGCCUCGGAAUUAAAGAAGUUAAAUAAUCUGUGGAUCCAAAGCUCAGUCCAGAUUUACACCAAAAUGGAAUGGGGUCUUUCUUGGCCCGUGUCCCGUCCUUCUACCUUCGUUUUGUGUAAUUCUGCUGACAAACAGACCAAGAGGUAAAAAUAUAACCUCCUUGCAAUAAGAUAUAAAAUGAUCCUGUGGUGUCUCUUCCCUCUUUUAACUUGUAUUUAAAAGUUUGAAUUUGGAAAAGUAAACUUUCCUGAAACAGGGACAACAAACCCAGAAUCCCAGUUGUGAACCACUGGCUUCUUUUCAUCAGAUUUGUCUGCAGCGGUCACUUCAGUGUGUGUCUGUUUUGAGAGCGCAGUUCGGUCAGAAGCGUGAGGGAUGGAGUCGAUAUCUCUAAAUGAUAGGUGACACGGUGAUGGUGUUUAUGUUCGCCUACAUCGACAGCUGUUAGGUUGAGUGAUGCGCUGUUUUAAACACUGAUACACAAACGAAUACACACAAAUACACACUGUUACUGACACACAGAGACACACGCACAACACGUACACACACACAAUGCUGUGGCGCAUGCAGACACUCAUCUCAUGGACUAAAUGAAAGAUGAGCUUUUCGGAAAAAAAGGAGGAACUGGUGGUGUUUCAAAAGGUGCUAAAAUUUUAUCUGAAAAUAAGAAAAAUAUAUUGUUAGGAAUAUAAAUCAAGUUUGUCUUUACAAUGACUGUAUUUAAGUUUGUCGUAGUAAUGAAAAGGCACUAUUAUUAUUUUACUCUUGUAUGAAUAUGAACUAAUUAAAAAAGCAUUUUAACUUUGUACUUGAACAAUGUAAGAAAUGAACCGUGAAUAAAAAAAAAAGGACUGUUUCUUGUGA